UACCGGAGGACAUAACAAAUCGACGGACAAGGGUUGCCCGAAAGUAAAUACCGGCUUACAGUCUGUUAAAAUUAUAAAACAUGGAUGAAGAACCAGAGAGAGCAAAACGCUGGGAAGGAGGAUACGAACGAACAUGGGAGGUGCUGAAGGAGGAUGAAUCUGGAUCUCUCAAAGCUACUGUGGAGGACAUUCUUUUCCAGGCAAAGAGGAAAAGAGUGUUUGAGAGUCAUGGACAAGUUCGGCUUGGGAUGAUGCGGCACCUCUUUGUGAUCAUUGACUCAUCUAGAUCAAUGGAAGAUCAUGACCUAAAGCCCAACAGGCUCACCUCAACCUUGAAGCUGAUGGAGUAUUUUGUAGAGGAAUACUUUGACCAGAAUCCAAUCAGUCAGAUAGGGAUCAUUACCACCAAGAACAAGAGGGCGGAGAAGCUCACUGAUCUUGCAGGGAACCCUAAGAAGCAUACAGCAGCUCUGAAGAAAGCCGUGGACUCCACAUGUGUUGGCGAACCGUCUCUCUACAACUCUCUGAACUUGGCUAUGCAGACACUGAAACACAUGCCUGCUCAUACAAGCAAAGAGAUCCUGGUGGUUUUCAGCAGUCUUACCACCUGUGACCCAGCCAACAUCUAUGAGCUUAUCAAAGCUCUGAAUGGUUUGAAGAUCAGAGUGUCUGUGAUCGGCCUGUCAGCAGAGGUUCGGGUGUGCACUAUUCUCACAAGAGAAACCGGAGGAUCCUACAAUGUGAUUCUGGAUGAGAGUCAUUUUAAAGAGCUGCUGAUGCUGCAUGUGAAGCCGCCUCCAGCCAGCUCCUCCUCAGAGUGCUCCCUCAUUCGCAUGGGUUUCCCCCAGCAUGUCAUAGCCUCCAUGUCUGAUCAGGAUGCCAAACCCUCGUUCAGCAUGUCGCACCUGGACAGCGCUGGUGAACCAGAACUCACUCUUGGCGGCUACUACUGCCCACAGUGCAGAGCCAAAUACACUGAGCUGCCAGUGGAGUGUAAAGUGUGUGGUCUGACUUUAGUUUCCGCUCCUCACUUGGCCCGUUCCUUCCAUCACCUCUUCCCCCUUGAGGCCUUCCAGGAGACCCCACUGGAGUCGUAUGAGGGCGAGAGGUUCUGUGAAGCUUGCCAAGGAGAGUUGAAAGACAAAAGUGUGUUUACUUGUCUAGCAUGUAAAAAAGUGUUCUGCGUGGAGUGUGAUCUCUUCAUACAUGACACACUGCACUGCUGUCCUAGCUGCAUGCAGACUGACAGGACGUCCUGAUGUAAGACGGCCUGACUACGAGACAUCUGUGAACUUCAGUACAAGUAGAAACUGAGAGAUGCAGAAGAAAAAGAGGAAGUCAUCAGCCACUGAUUAUUGAGAGCUAAUGUAAUGAAAGCCGAUGCUUGUCAGAUCUUUGGCAUCUUUCUGUUUACUUGCAUCGUAGUUGUGCUCAAGCUGUAACUCUAUGAAAAGGGCGCCCCCAAUGGGGAAAAGUGUCUCACUGGACCAAAUGAAACCAGCAACAGAG
Sinocyclocheilus grahami is the source of this 1509-nucleotide messenger RNA. RefSeq names its product general transcription factor IIH subunit 2-like. Gene Ontology annotation, molecular function: zinc ion binding. Bases 81 to 1259 code for a protein of 392 amino acids. Lineage: Eukaryota; Metazoa; Chordata; Actinopteri; Cypriniformes; Cyprinidae. Gene Ontology annotation, biological process: DNA-templated transcription; regulation of transcription by RNA polymerase II; nucleotide-excision repair. The transcript is spliced from 16 exons. Gene Ontology annotation, cellular component: transcription factor TFIIH core complex; transcription factor TFIIH holo complex. The record is from RefSeq and is a predicted model, not a curated record.